AUGGCUGUCUGCUUCCUCGUCUUCCUUCCUGUGCUGGGAAUUCCCUGGGGUCAGUGUCUGGGUGUCCUGUCUCAGGUGCAGCUGCAGGAGUCAGGCUACACGGUGGUGCAGCCCUCGCAGACCCUGUCCCUCACCUGUGCCAUCUCUGGGGACAGUGUCUCCAGCAACAGUGCUGCUUGGAACUGGGUCAGGCAGCCCCCAGGGAAAGGGCUCCGGUGUCUGGGAAGGACCUUCAAUUCCAAGUGCUACAGAGAGUACGUGCCAUCUCUCCAAAGUCGGUUAUUCAUGGACCCAGACACGUCCAAGAACCAGUUCUCCCUGCAGCUGAGGUCUGUGACCACCGAGAACACUGCCCUGUAUUACUGUGCAAGAGACACGGACCCAACGUCUCUGAACCAGCAGCCUGGGGAGGUGCGAGCAGGGUCUGAGGCUGAGCAGAGAGCAGGGCUUUGGGAUGAGGCAGCCGCCCUGCACAGCUCAUCCAUCAGCACGGUUAGCUACUGGAUGGGCUGGGUCCGCCAGGCUCCAGGGAAGGGCCUGGAGUGGGUCUCAUUCAUUACUGAUUAUGGUGGUAGCAUAUACUAUGCCAACGCUGUCAAGGGCCGAUUCACCAUCUCCAGGGACAACACCAAGAACACGCUGUAUCUGCAAAUGAACAGCCUGACAGCCGAGGACAUGGCCGUGUAUUACUGUGAGGGAAAGGGCCGCUCUCAGCAUCCGUGGGAAUUACCAAGCCCACCGUCCAAUGUUCUCAUCGAGGUGCCUCUCCACCCGAAGUGCAUGAAGGUUCUGAACGUCCCACAUCUUCAAGGGGUGAGGCCCUCACUUCAUCCGGCCUCCCAGCCGCGCUCGCCCAGCACUCACCCUCACCACGUCCUCCUCUCGGAGCUCUCCCGCAUCUGCUCGGCCCUUAUCCUGCACGAGGAUGAAGAGGUGCUGGAGGAUAAGAUCAACGCCCUCAGUAAAGCAGCUGGUGCAAAUGUUGAACCUUCCUGGCCAGCCUUGUUUGCAAAGGCUCUGGCCAGUGUCAACAUGGGGAGUCUCAUCUGCAAUGUGGGGGCUGGUGGACCUGCCCCUGCAGCCAGUGCUGCACCAGCAGGAGGUCCUGCCCCCUCCACCGCUGCUGCCCCAGCUGAGGAGAAGAAAGUGGAAGCAAAGAAAGAAGAAUCUGAGGAGUCUGAUCAUGACAUGGGCUUUGGUCUUUUUGACUAAACUAGCUCUUUUGUAACACAUUCAAUAAAAGCUGACCCGUUG
Messenger RNA from Myotis brandtii (Brandt's bat), 1254 nucleotides. RefSeq lists its product as uncharacterized. Gene Ontology annotation, biological process: defense response to bacterium; B cell receptor signaling pathway; positive regulation of B cell activation. Gene Ontology annotation, cellular component: external side of plasma membrane; blood microparticle; immunoglobulin complex, circulating. The record is from RefSeq and is a predicted model, not a curated record. Gene Ontology annotation, molecular function: structural constituent of ribosome; antigen binding; immunoglobulin receptor binding. NCBI's taxonomy places the organism in Eukaryota, Metazoa, Chordata, Mammalia, Chiroptera, Vespertilionidae.